CAUUGUUUCAACAAAAUGUCUGCUUUUUAUUUUGUUGGUUUUUUAAUAUUUGUAUCCAUCAAUGGCAUCCAAUCUUCGAGUUUCAACGACUGUCAGGCAGAAUGUGUAUACGUCCAAAUGUUAGAUGGGAUUAUAAAUUUACCAACAGAACCUGGAAAAAAUUGCUGCUGGAUCAUCGAGUUUUACACUCCUGAUGAUGAGAGAGUUGAAUCCUUCUUGUUCCUGCAAACUAUUGACUUAGAAAGAGGUGAUUUCUUGAGUCUACACUCCAUUGCAGAUACUAAUUACACUUCACAACUCUUCAACAUAACAGAUUCGCUGUCAAAUCAUUUAUUUUUCACUGGUACCAAGAAAAAUUUAUUGAUUCGCUUAACCACCAGCUCUGCUAACUCAUCGACAAGGAGUUUCCAUUUAUUCCUAGAAAGCCAAAUGUAUGAGGCUCUAAUACCAAUUUUAGACGACACAGUUCUCAAGCUACUACCUGUUGCAGGUAAACCUGAUGUCGCAAAAGCAGAUUGGACUUUCAACUUGGCCCUUUCUGCUAAUCAAAACAAGAAAAAACUGGCUGCUAGUGUCGAUUCAAAAUCUACAGGUAUUGUGGUAAAAUUUGAAAAAAUUUGGACCGAUCUAACCCCCGAUUACUUAAGUUCAAAUGAAAAAAUUGAACUAAGACUGUUUAUUCAAAACAUUUCAUCUGCUGGAAAUUACUUGGCUAUAUCUGUUUAUUCCGUUACUGAUGCAUGCAGUUCCUAUACUUCAUUAACUGUUAAAGAUCCCAAAACAACUGUUGCUGUUAAAUCAGAGGACCUAAAAAAUUUAAUCGACGUGAAAUGUCUCUGGAUUAUCAAUGCUGAUAACCCAGACAAUUGGCUCAACAUUAAUUUCGACUCGAAAGAGCCAAUCGACGUGAAGGCUGGCAACUUUUUCGUGAUUCGAAAAGGUAACCGCAAAUCAUCACCUGUUAUGUUCAUAAUUUCGUCCUCAAAUUUUGCUGACAUAAGGGCCAACAUUUACAACUCAAUUAUCGACUCAUUCGCGCUUUACAUCACUUAUGAGGCAUUCGAAACCAACGGUGAACACCCACAUUUUGAUGUUUUACGACCUGUUGUCAACAAUUACAUUGUUGGUGGGCAGAAACUAGAUUUCAGUAUUCCUAACAUGCCAACAAAAUUUUUAUUCAAAGCAAACGCAAAUUUCAAUGCUGUUUUAUCUGCUGCUCCUGGACAAAAAUUUGCAAACAACACCUACAUUUAUGAUUCACCUAUAAUGAGCUCCGACAAGUUGCUUGCUGUUUUCAAAGCAGAUGAUGUUUGCCCUGACAGCCUCUGGUCAAAUUCGGACCUUUUAGUUCUAGAUUUUAAAGAACUUCCAAGUAAAAUGAUUAUUGAGCUGAAAUCAGAACCUGCUAAUCUUGGAUCUACUGCUCGGCAAAGCAAAGGCAAUCUUGUGCUUUUUAGUAAUCAACUUGAUUGCAAGAGUUCAUACAAUUGGUUCAUUCCUCCAAUACCCACCGACUCAAACCAGGAUUAUCAGAUGGUCAAAUCUUUGGUAAUUUCUAAUUUAGCCCUCGAACAGGGUGGCUCAUUGUCUAUCAAAUCUUAUGCAUAUGGAGGAUCCCACGAGUUUACAAUUACAGGAGAAAAUGUCAUGAGCCUGCCAACAUUUUACCUGGAUUCAAAUAUUUCUCAUAGUAUUAUUUAUCGAAGAGCUGAUGUAUGUGACAAGAAUUCCAUAACAUUGAUCCAAGCAUCUAUUGACACUAUUUCAUAUGAUGCCUGUGCAAAUAUUGAAGUCACUGCAAAGCAAGAUUUCGUUUCUUGUGAUUAUCCAAACAACUAUCCUUUGACAGAAUGGACUAUGACCAAAAAUUGUAGACAUAUGAACUCUACUUCAUCAAAUAUCUACAUUAGCUUCAACGAUGUAGACCUCGUCGAUAAUCAUAGUUUAGAAUUUCUUGGAUCAACAGGGACCGUGAAUCUCACCAAAUCAAACAUUCCUGGUGACACAAUUGUUUCCAACAAAGUUGCUAUUAACUUCAAUAGAGUUUUCAAUGGUGAUGUGAAAACAGUAAGAACUCUUGGGGAAAGAUUGAGUGGCCGAGGAUUCAAUGCCACUCUUGAACCAAUUGAAUGUGGAGGUGUUUCUAUGAACAAAUCUGGCCUAUUGAACAUAAAUGGAACUGAUAAACCAGAAAAAUGCAUUUGGAUUAUUCAAACACCAAUUGAAGACACCAAAACUAUCAACUUUCUCAACUUCACCCUCAGUGAUGGUCUAAAAGAUGCCAAAGUUUAUGAUUCCAAUAGCCGAAAAGAUGCUCGCACUCUUAAUAUAACUGGAUCUGGUUAUUACAACUCAAGCACUGAAACAAUUAUAGUGGAAUUUACUACCAGUUCUAAUCCUGUUCAGAUUAACUGGUCUACUAUGGUUUGUUCUGAUCGCUGCAUCGGUGUUAGAAGAUGUAUUAAUCCAUCAGAAAGAUGUAAUAAUGUUAAUGACUGCGGAGAUUGGUCUGAUGAAUUACACUGUAAUGGUACUGCACCAGUACCUUCAGAACCUAAAAUUGUAAAAUCAGGAGUUCCUGGUCUGAUGAAUUACACUGCCAUGGUACUGUACCAGUACCUUCACAACAAUCGUAUUAACGAUGUACAUGUCGAUGAGAUGUAUAGAGAAGCUCCAAUCGAUGAAGGUGGAAUGUUCAACUAUACUGAAUUUACAAAAAUCCUUAAACAUGGUGCUAAAGAUAAAGAUGAUCAAUAACGAACCAAC
Messenger RNA from Tetranychus urticae (two-spotted spider mite), 2766 nucleotides. The record is from RefSeq and is a predicted model, not a curated record. NCBI's taxonomy places the organism in Eukaryota, Metazoa, Arthropoda, Arachnida, Trombidiformes, Tetranychidae.